GUGUUGGAUGUGCUAAUGUUUUCGUCAGGAUGUGGUGUGUUCGGUGCCAGGUGCAGGACCGGAAGUGGUAGAUCUCCCAGCAAGACAGACUAUAUAAAGGUAGGGCCGGACAGCGGCGGAGCCUCUGCAAUUCAGCAUCACUGGAGAAGGGCUCGGUCGGUUUCGAAGCUGUCGGACGUCCAGAGGCUCUUUCUGCGGAGAUUUAACGCUCACAAACUACAGACACGAGAUGUCAGCCCUCCCCCUGAACACUCAGUGGAGGAGGAGGAGGAAAUACUGGAGGACCCUCGUGGGAGCCCAAAGGUGGGCUCACCCGGUGGGUCACUGCAGCUCAGCCUGGAGGUCUCCACCACCUAUCAUGGCUAUGAAACCUACAUAGAAGAUGGCCUCAUCUGCCUCAAACACAAAAUCCGCAACUUGGAGAAAAAAAAGCUGAAAUUGAGAGACUACAAGAAGAGGCUGAACCAAGGCGAAGUGCUAAACAAAGAUCAGAUGGUGGCUGUGGAAAAGUACGAUGAAGUGGUACAUAACCUGGAAUUUGCCCGGGAGCUGCACAAAACCCUUGAUGGAUUGACUCAGAAUCUGCUGAGGGCCCAGAAGAAGGUGGUGAAGAAGGAGCAGGUGUUGAAGGUGGAGACCGAGAGAAGGCGUCUGACCACAGUGCUCCAGGUGCAGCACCUCCUCACCUGCCUUCAGCAGGAUCACAUCAGGAGAGACCUGCUGGCUGGACGCAACAAGGCGCCUCACAUCCCAGCCCAGCGUCUGCAAAGCCUCAGCCAGCUUGCUGCCCUGCUGGGAGUCAAGAGGGAUAACAGACUGAGCUUAGAGAAGCAGAUGGAGCAGGCAUCUCUGGUCUACUUGGACCUGCUUGAGGGGAAAGACAAGCCAGUGGCUGGAUCCACAUUUAAGUUGUUGAAAGAGGAGCUCACCAUGUUGUUGAACUGCAAGUUCUUCAGUUGUCUUCCAUCUCCUCCAAGCAAGACUCCUGAGGGGUUACUGAGCUCCACCAGCCACAACACUGUAUUAAAGUCAAAGCCAAAUCAAGUUUCCAAGGAGUUUCUCAACAGACUGUACCUGACUGACAUGGAGACUCCUCUCACUCAAAGCUGGAACGAGGAUUUCCAGGCUUUGAGGCACCGAGAGCCACCUGACUGCUGGGACAUGGAGAGCCCGGACAGACCCUCAUCAUUGCAAACUGCAGUCCACAAGCCAUGGAAAGGAGCUGCCACUUUCAUCCCCAAAGUUGUCCCAGUCACCUCUAAGAAACAGUCUGCUGACUGCAAACAGAGAAAAGAGAGGAAAGCCAAAGGGGAGCAAAAUGCCAAUUUGGCAGUUCACAUGGAUAUGCCUGUGGAGAUUUUCAGCUCCCCAUCUGCCUUUCCCAAGGAUCCCAUUCUGAGGAAGCAGCACCUUGAGGACCUCAUGACGAAGAUCCACGGCUCAUUCACUUUCAUGCAGGACUCUCUUCUAGAUGGUGAAAGCUCUCCAACUAAUGGCCACCCCAGACUGAAGAGAAGGCCAUCUGGAUCUCCCUCUCCUCUGGCGCAGACUGAUUUGAGAAGCCCUUCUGAUGUCCUGCCCAAAACAAUGCAUUCCACACCACUGCCUGCCAGACUUAUGGAAUGCAAAGCAAGUCUAAACAAUAGUGAUCAGAGCCUGGAGACCUGUGACCAGGAGCUUUCCUCAAAGGACCUACCUGAUUUUCUGCAGGAACCACUACAGUUAGCCGAAAGAAAGACGUUUCCCUCACCACCUCUAUACCGCAGGGAGUCAACCAUCUCUGUCAGCCUGGAGGAGAAUAGUCCUCGGACACCAGUAAAUGAUUCAGGGAAGCGGUCCCCCUCUAAUGGGUUGGCAUCAUGCACCUCUACCCCACCUCAGGGACAGAGUUUCUCUACACCUCCAACCAGGCAAACUCUCACCUCCACACAGUUUCAGAACAUCCAGACAGUCUUCAAGGCGACUGCCUCGUUACCUCAUAAUGGGGAACCAAACUACAAACCAGACACUGCAGCUUUUUCUGAGCCUAUGUACAGCACUGCCAGUACCCAAACACCACCUGAGUUUGCUCCUGCAGAAGAUGAACUGCGGUCCGUGUACCAGUCAGAUUACACAUUGGGUAAUAGUGGACAGAUCUUCCUGUCCCCUGGCCAAUCAGGUGGAAGUGGGAGUCGACCCAGCCAGUCAUACAACACCAGAGGAGCUGUCAGAGGUAUGGCACGUGGUGGAAGGGGACUGGCACAAAUCUUUCGAUCUUCUGGUUGGCACCGAGGAGGAUCUUGCAUCCCCCAGGCUCAUCUCAGGGACUCUGGCCCUCUACCUUAUUCUUCUCGAGACUCAGGACACCAACACAGCUACAGGCGUGGAGGAGGGAGACAUAACUCCAGUGCAGCCUGGAGCAACUGUGCCCAGGUGAGCAGUCCAGACCAGGAUGGAACCUGCACAUUAGUGGACUCGGGUCAAGGAGAUUCGCUGUCAGUCUCCACCAUGGAGGUUCCACUCACUCCCCAUGGCCACCACCACCCAACCCUGCUGCCAAUGCAACUCUACUCAGCCCCCCAUUCUCUGCGAGUGGCCUUCACCGCCUCUCGCACUGCCAACUUCGCUCCCGGCAACCUUGAUCAGCCCAUUGUGUUUGACCAGCUGCAUAGCAACCUAGGGGAGAUGUACGACAUCCACAUUGGCCGCUUCACCUGCCCUAUAAAUGGAACCUACGUCUUCAUCUUCCACAUUCUGAAGCUCGCCGUCAACGUGCCGCUCUACAUUAACCUCAUGCGCAACGAGGAGGUGAUGGUGUCGGCGUAUGCCAACGAUGGAGCCCCAGAUCACGAGACAGCCAGCAAUCAUGCAAUCCUGCCUCUCUUCCAGGGAGACCAGGUGUGGCUCAGGCUGCACCGUGGUGCCAUCUAUGGCAGCACUUGGAAGUACAGCACCUUCUCUGGCUUUCUGCUAUACCAGGACUGAACUGCUGCUACCACCAAACAGCCCCUUGCUCCCAGUGUAUGGACUGUUUGCUUUGCACUAAAUGGUGAUGAAUCUGACAUUUCAAAAUUGUGGUCCAGCUUUAUUCACCAUGAAGCCCAUUCAUAACAUGAGUGUGUCUAUGGCCAAAUGGUGUGAUCUAUACUCAUAGCCAUUAUCUACAUUUGAAAUGGGUGUCAUGACUAUUUGACAAAAAACUGAAAUACUAGAUUCCCCUCCUGUGUGUGAUUCACAAUAUCGGUCCUGACUGUGACUAUCGUACUCGUACAAGUGGGCCUUGAAGUCAUGUUCUCUUGCUGUAAAGCUUUCUGUAGCACAUCGCACAUUCAGCUCACAGGUCUGAUUUCAGUGUGAACUCUGAUGCAAUGUUAUCAAUAUGUGCCUUUAUUUUCUGAAUGGCUUUUGGAUGUGAAUGAAUGGCUGACCUAUCAGGUGAAUUAUAACUAACUCUAUUAGCAGGACUUUGCUUGACGUUUGGCUCCUAUGCAUUCAACUGAGAUGGAAAGAUUGCGUUCUUGGUGGUGGGUAUGUUGUCGAACACUUUAUGCCAAACUGUUGCACUAACGGACUACUGUGGAGUGAUGGAAGUGGUCACUUGUGACUAAAUAAAAGAUGAGCAGUGAA
This is a messenger RNA of Amphiprion ocellaris (clown anemonefish), 3606 nucleotides long. RefSeq names its product caprin family member 2 (gene caprin2). Gene Ontology annotation, cellular component: cytoplasm. Gene Ontology annotation, biological process: positive regulation of canonical Wnt signaling pathway. The transcript has 21 exons. NCBI's taxonomy places the organism in Eukaryota, Metazoa, Chordata, Actinopteri, Pomacentridae. The coding region runs from base 16 to 2964 and encodes 982 amino acids. Gene Ontology annotation, molecular function: signaling receptor binding. The record is from RefSeq and is a predicted model, not a curated record.